This is a messenger RNA of Chilo suppressalis (striped riceborer), 2467 nucleotides long. NCBI's taxonomy places the organism in Eukaryota, Metazoa, Arthropoda, Insecta, Lepidoptera, Crambidae. The record is from the annotation of a GenBank genome assembly.
CCUUGUAAACAUUGACCUCCGUCGAAAUUAAUUCAUAAAAAUUAAAAAACCCCGUUUUUAUUAAAAGUUUUGCAAAAGUGGUUCAAUUCUUAUCACAACUCUGCUCAAUAAUUGUACGCAACGUUUUCUGUGUAUCAAUUGUCAAGAAAAAGUGCAGUUUAAUGUGUGAUAACUUUGAAGAAGAAAUAGGAUAAAAAUUAUACUAACAGUGUAUAAAACAGUGACUACUAUUGACAAAAGUAUUAAACACAUCAAGAUAGUGAUCAAUAAUAAGCUAUUAUAACGUAAAUCUGUGUUAUUGUGCGAUAGUGAUCUUGCAAAUUCGUUUUUUAUUCAAUUUGAGUCAGUGCUUAAAGCUACGUUUAUUCUGUGAUGUGAUUGGUUAACAAUAAAACACUGAUACCCAAUCAAGUCAGCCACCACUUAUACUCAAAUAUUGGUAUCUAAAAUUUGUCAUCUGCGUAGCGCUUCAGUUGGCGUCGACGUUAAAUCAUACACCGUUAAGUCUUCUAGGUACCAAGUUUGAGACCACGAAGGCAGCUUAUAUUUAUAUUUUUUUUUUCUCAUCUCAUAAUGGAAAAUAAAUUAAAAAAAACCUCGAAAGUUAUUCAAAUAUCAUCGGUGACUUGUUUUAAAUGUAAAUCAACAAGAGCAAAAAGAGAUGCUGUUUUGUGUUCGAGCUGCCAUAAACAUUUUGACUUUGAUUGCUUGGGUUUAUCACAAAAGCUGUACAUGUUGAUGAAACCAGAUAAAAGGAAAACAAUAAUGUGUGACCCGUGUACAUUGCUCUCAAAAUCUACUAAAAGUCCACCUAAGUUAUCCAAUAUACCUGAGACAAGAUAUGUUGCAAACAAGAGAAGAAUAGUUUUUCCUCCAGAAAAAACUAUUAAUACCCCAACAACAUCCAUUAAACUUCUAUCCCCUUGCAGUGAAUCCAUCGAAGGCGAUACAUUUUCUUCAAACGAAGAGGAGAUAUUUUAUAGAUCAUCGGAAUAAAUAUUAUCUAGAAGUGAGGACUUUACAACUCAAGCUGGCGACUUAAAUUAUACAAAAGAACUAGAAGAGAUACUCACCGAAAUUAGUGCUAACUUACUAAGUACAGAAAAUGAACUCGAAAAUACCAUAAUAGAAAAUAAUGAGCUAAAAAGACAGAUUAUUAGAUUGAAUAAGGAAAUUAAUUUGCUAAAAAAUGUUUGCCUGUUUACCUUCCACUAAGAAAAAUAAAAAGGAAAGUUGUCUGGAUGCUUAUGAUAUUUGCCCGGGUUCCAUGUUACCCCCUAAGGAAGCCGAAAGAAGUGUAAAUUCAACUAAUAAAUUAAUGCCAAAUAACGAAAAUCAACCUAAGAAGAUAGCCCCAGAAUCACAUACAAAUACUAUUUACAGAAAAAACAAGUUACUUUUAUUAAGCAAUAGUAGGAAAAGAGGUAUUUUAAACUUAAUAGAAAGUACUGACAUCCCUACCCGUUUCAACUUCUUUCAUCACUCAAGCCCCAGUGGUGGUAUAUACCAAUUGUUAGAAAAUAUAGAACAAAAAACAUGUAACUUUACGACUGCAGAUAAUGUGGUAAUAUUAAUUGGUGAAACCGAUUUUGAAAAGUCAAACGAUUACUUGAACCUGGUUUCAUAUAUUCGAAAUAAGCUACCUAAGAUAAAAAAUACAAAUGUCAUACUAUGUUCACCAACUUAUAUCUGUGGAUCUAUGUUGUUUAACGGUAGGGUUGAGACUUUCAAUGUGUUGCUAUGGUUUGAUGUAAGUAAUCAUAAUAAUGCUUGUUUUGUAGACUCUAACUGUAAUUUGAAUUUUGACAUGUUUUCACCAUAUACUGGCAAACUUAAUAAGACUGGUCUUAAAUGUAUUAUAAAUGAUAUGUUAAAUUACAUAAAAAUAGUUCCUCCGGAAAAUGUAACGAGCCUGGUUAAAUCGGACAAAACGUUUUUUCUCUAAGAAUUUUAUAGUUUUAAGUCAGAAUAUACAGAGCUUAAGGCAUAAACAACAUUUGAUGGACGCAUACUUAGAUAAUAAACCACAUAUUGGUGCUUUGUGUAUAACAGAAACUUGGUCAAGAGCUGAAAAUUUGGACAUUUUGCAAAUAAAUGGUUUUUAAAUUAGCCUCAUACUUUUGUCGUAAAAAUUAUAAAGGGGGAAGUGUGUGUAUAAUGUUAAGAGGCGCCAUUGAAUUUAGCGAACAGAGGGAUAUUAGAAGUAUGUCUAUAGAAUAUGUAUUUGAAAUAUGCGCUGUUAUAAUCACAAGCUUGACAAAAUUUACUUCUAGUUGAACUAAAAAAUAUUAAGUGGGAUGAGAUAAUAAAAGAGAGCCAUAACGUGAAUCAAAAUUACAAUUCUUUUCAUACAACGUUAAGAAGUGUAUUAGAGUUAUACCUAGGAAACAAAUAAAAAUUAAAGGAAGAUCCUUUAAAGGCUGGCUUACCAGUCGAAUAAAACGUUCGUGUAGACAUAAGCGGACAU